CAUGUCUAUGUGUAUAAUGCAGCAUGUAGUUGUAUAGAUAGACUUCUUCCCUUUGUGUCUUUCUUGAAUUCUUCAAUGCAUAUACUGCUGUCUUAUUUUCUCCUCUGUCAAUGGAAUAAAUGGAUGCCAGCACUGUAAUUAAAUGACUUGAGAAGCAGAAUAGAGAAUUUGCUGAUGUCUAUAAUCUCGAUUACUGGUGGGGCUUUUUUUCUUUUGUAAGAUUCCAGGGGUUUGGUAGAUAUUAGAUUGGUGACAAUUUGAUUUGAGGUCUUAACUUCAGAACUUUAGAACUUCAGAUAUCAGAUACAGAACUGAAUACGGCAACAUUUUCCCGGAGAAACCCUGUAAAUUAAAGAAAAGGUCAAACUUGAAUUUGAUAUGCUCAAUUCCUUGUCCUUAUCGAAAUCUGUAGUAGCAAUAAUACUUGUCUGCAUUGUUUCUUGGACGGCUGAAUGUUUUGGAAUUAUGCUCGAUUGGAACUAGUAAUGGAUGGAAAUCUGUGGAUCAAUGAUUAUGUCCUACAUUUGUUAAAGAAGAGCUCCAAAUCGAUUGUAAUACAAGCGUUCCUGGGUCCAACUAAUUAGAGUCGCUUGUCCUCACAUGCUAUUGGUGGCCUCAGUGAUCUGGAUUUUAAUCUGAGUUUAAGAAAAUAAUUACCUGCUCAUGAUAAUUUUGGGGAAUGGUGAACCUGAAGGAUGGGAAAAACGAAUGACAAUUCUUUGUGAAGGCUCAUAUCUAGAGGCAAAGCAUGAAGAUUAGUCUUUUAGAUCAAAAUUUAGGCUCAUUAGGUACCAAGCCUGUGACAAGAAGUAAAAUUUGUCAGACAAAAUUGUAUUAAAGGAUAUGCACCUUUUGUUUGUUAUAGCAGAUGCAUGUAUAGGGCUUUAGGAAAAUUGUGAUUGCCUACUCAUUUGAAACAAUAAUGGAAAAUGACAGGAGAAAAUAGCAAGUGUUAUGCUUCAUGCAAUGAAAAUAUUGUUAUGCAAAAAAAGGGAUAGACAGAGAGUAUUUAUUUCUCAUUUGGUAAUUGGCUCUGUGGAAGAAUCUUAAUAUUUGUUUACUGAAUUUGAUGGACGAAAGGGCUAAAAUUGAGCAUGUGAAAGUGGAGAACCAUCGGUGUCACAAAAUAGCCAAUUCAGAAGUUUUUCAUCUAAAAUGGUUAGCACAUACUUGUGAUUUUCAGAUACAGUCUGAGCUGGAAAGACUAUUCAUUUUGUAUUGUGAUCAAAUUUAGUGGAAAAUCAUAGCGGAUGAGAGUUUAUCAAUACUUCUGAUGAAAUUUGGCCGUAAACUCUCUUUAGCUUGUUGGAUUGAAUGAGCAUGUUAAUCUAAAUCAUAUAAAAGAACAUGCAGAAGAUUCCAUGAUAUUGAGUAUCAUGCUGUAUGGCAAAGAUUAUAUCAUCUCUAGUUUGGAUGAUAUUCAUGUUGUCUGAAUAACUUGUGGGCACAAUUCACUUCAUGUCGUUUUCGGGAAAGCAAUUUGUCUGGAAGAUUAUUUGUGAUAAUGUAUGACAAAGAUAACAUGUGAAACUCAAGAAGCUGAAUACACAUAAUUAUUCUCAUCACAGAAGUAAAUCAGUCCUGAAAAUUAGUAUAAGAAUUAGAGAAAGUGUAGGCUUACUCCAUUUAUUCUGCCACUUGAUUGUGAUUUCUUUUUAUGUCCACAUUAUCAAGAGAAGUCAGUUACCCCAUCAUUGAACAUCCCUGACAUCGGCUUCUUAAGAUUAUUAACCUAGAUAGUGAUAUCCAUGCCGAAUGAAAGUGGCAUUUUUAGUUCAUGCAUGCCUCGAUAGCCACACAAAGUAUUCUGAUACUGUGGUGUAACAGGAGCUCUCUUAUCUUCAUUGGAACAGGUGGUAACAUUUGACUACUUCCUAAAUUUUCUAUUUCAUCAUUUUUGCCGCAGAUUUAAGCUCCAUGAUUCAUACUUUUGCUGUGCCUACUGGUGAACUAAUUGGCCACCUCAUCCUUAUUUUGCAUUUAUCAGCUAAGUAAUUGGAGAGUUUGAAGCUGACAGGACAUAUGGAUAUUCGCCAGGACCCCAACUCUACCAAUCAAUUGACCCCUCUGAGGAUUAUCAGGGGUUUAGCAUGCUUAGUGGUUUUUAUUUCCUCUGCAUUCAUGUUUCUGGUGUACUUUGUACCAGUAUGUGUUGGGAUCUUACGCCUUUUGAAUGUGCAUUAUAGCAGGAAAACUGUAUCUUACCUUUUUGGUCUUUGGCUUGGUCUAUGGCCAUUCUUCUUUGAAAAAAUAAACAGGACGAAAGUGAUUUUUUCUGGAGAGACUGCUCCAGAAGGGGAGCGUGUUUUGCUUAUUGCAAAUCACAGAACAGAGGUUGAUUGGAUGUAUCCAUGGGACCUAGCACUGCGGAAAGGGUGCCUGGGACACAUCAAAUAUGUACUCAAGAGCAGCUUGAUGAAACUGCCAAUUUUUGGCUGGGGAUUUCGCAUGUUAGAGUUCAUUCCAGUGGAGAGAAAAUGGGAAUUUGACGAACCAAUAAUGCAUCAAAUGCUUUCAUCUUUUACGGACCGUCGGGAUCCAUUGUGGCUAAUUGUCUUCCCUGAAGGCACUGAUUUUACUGAGCAGAAGUGUAAGAAAAGUCAAAAAUUUGCCGCUGAAAAUGGCCUGCCGGUGUUGAGUAACGUGCUGCUUCCAAAGACGAAGGGAUUCCAUGCUUGUUUGGAGACCUUGAGGCUCUCCUUGGAUGCAGUUUAUGAUCUGACUAUUGCCUACAAGCACCGAUGCCCUACUUUCUUGGACAAUGUUUUCGGUGUUGAACCUUCUGAAGUACAUAUUCAUGUCAGGCGCAUUCCUAUUAGGGAGAUACCACCAUCUGAAAAGGAUGUAACAGCAUGGUUGAUGGACACAUUUCAGUUGAAAGAUCAGCUUCUCUCUGAUUUCAUUGCUAACGGUCAUUUCCCUCAUGAAGGAACCGAAGAAGAGCUUUCUACACUGAAAUGCUUCAUUAAUUUUGCCGCAGUAAAUGUUAUCACUGGCACAUUUACAUAUCUUACUUUUUUCUCAUCCAUUUGGUUUAAAGUCUAUGUUGCUCUAGUCUGUACAUAUGUUGCUUUUGCUACUUAUUUCAGUAUUAGACCAUUUACAGCUCUUGAUUUUGCUAAAAGAUUGUCAAGGCACAAGAAAGUUGCCUAGACUAAAUUUUCACUGCAAAAGCAGUACCUUUAGCAGCCAGUAUCAUGGUAACUCUUGAUAGCUUUUCCUUUCACUUAAAUUGCAAACUUGUCACUGACAAUGCAGAGUUUUCUUCGUUUCA
Messenger RNA from Coffea arabica (coffee), 3274 nucleotides. Lineage: Eukaryota; Viridiplantae; Streptophyta; Magnoliopsida; Gentianales; Rubiaceae. The record is from RefSeq and is a predicted model, not a curated record.